AUGCGUAGGUACUGCCAGUGCUUCGCGGGCCAGCUGGUCUGCUCCGACGCCUGCAGGUGCGAGAACUGCUACAACUCCGCGGAGCACGGCGUGGAGCGGCGAGCCGCCGUCCGGGAGCUUCUCUGCCGCAGCCCUCACGCCUUCGACGCCAAGUUUAAGACGGAGAAGGUGCUAGCGACGAGCGGGGGCACCGCAACUGCGAGCGCGUUGGUCCACAACACGGGUUGCGGGUGCAGCAAGUCGGCCUGCCUGAAGCGGUACUGCGAGUGUUUCAACGGCGGCAUCGCGUGCUCGAACAAGUGUCGGUGCAAGGACUGCAAGAACACCGCCAAGGCGGUGGGCGCCCGCGCUCGGGCGAAGAUGAUGGCCGCCAAGUCUUCGUGCGGCGCAAUGAUCGCGGCGGACGGGCGAGGCGUAAUCGCCGCCGGCGGGGGAGGAGGAGGAGGGACGGAGAGCCGGACGCGGGGCGGCAUCCCCGGCCGCCAUGGCGUGAAGGCCGGGGCUACCACCACAGUGGCGGCGGCGGCGGCGGCCGCGGCGUGGGAGGGGGGAGGUGCGAAGCACGACGGCAGGGGGGGUGUCGUCGAUGUCGGGGGGGGCGGCGGGGCCUCGUGCCUUCGACAAGGAAGCGGCGAGAACGUCAGCGACUGCUCUGCUGCCUGUGCUCUUGAUCCCCUCCAGGCGGCCAAGGUUUCCCGGUCCCCUCUGGGCGUGCUCGCCGGCGGGAUCGCGGGCGGCGGCAGUGGCGGCGGUGAGAACUCGACGGACUCCAACCGCGGGGCCACGCGCACGUGAGGCAGAUUGCCUUCCGCACGCACGCCUGGUUGUCUUGGGCGCCAAUGAUGGUGCACAUAGUUGAGGUAGGCACCGUUAGAACUGUCAUCCCGCGCCGGAAUGUACGCACACUUGGAACUGGCGCGCGCGGGGGGGGGGGCUUGACGCGUGUUGCAGCCACCGCCACUCCCCCUUGCGAUUGUGCGCGAUGCCCUCGCACUUGAUAGCAGCAUCGCCCUAUAGCCCGAGGGGGGGGAUAGAAGCCUGGCACGUCGUGUGUUCUCGAUACUUUGAUUGAGCAGGUAUUUGGCAAGGGGUGAGUGGCACGAGUUUGACGGGAUGCUGCUGCUCAACGACAAGAUAAACACACCCACACAAAAAAAGUGUAGUCUUGGGGGUGAUAUAUAGAUAGUAUUUGGCGCCGGCGCAUUAGUGGGUGCCUGCUUUCUUGCAAGGCAAGGCUCUUGCAGUACAAGAAGCAGGGUCUCCGUACCCGCUGCUGCUCAUUCGAUAAUCUACUUUUAGCCGAGGUGUUGUUGGGACCUUUCGCGCGCGCCUUUCCUCUCCGCCGCAAAUCCCUCCUGUUGUUUUACACGCGCGCAUAUGCGUGCGGCCGCUGAUUUUCGACCAGUUUUUGUCGGCACUGUGUUUUUGGUACGGGAUCUGAAAGUGGGACAGGGUCGUAGAGGCUAAGAUCGUAUGUUCUGUAGCGUGGCGGUGGCUAUUGGAGGGAUAUCGGGCUACGACGGCCCGACGAUCGCAAUGUCGGUGUAGUGCACCAGUGAGAUUGAUUCUCUAUCCUACCGAUUGCAUAAUGGUGCCUCUUCUCUUGGACGAAGUAGGCGCUCUGCCGCGUCGUGCGGUAUGCGGGGCGAGACUUGGUUAAUGGACAUUUUUUGGACUGCUAGAGAAGAGCGAAUUUUGUUGGUUGCUUCGGAGGUGUUCUAGACGGGGUGACACGCUCGGCACGACCACUCGGCUGCAUCGCACUGCGGCUUCUCGUGUCGAGUAAUCUAGUUCCGAUCGGUCUACUCGUCGCGGCCACGUCCCUUCUGUCUUAUAGGCGCUACGGUUGUAUCUAACCCGUCAGGGGGAUAGCCUAGGUAUUGGUUCCAUGGGGGAGGGGUAAACGCUUGAUAACCGUCCGGCCAGAGAGAGUUACCAACAACAAGCGGUCAUCCGUCCGUUGUUUUCGAGGGAUGCCCUCCGAUGGGGCUGCUGUGCCUCUUUUCUUCUCUCCGUGCCGUGCCCACCUUUUCCUUCUCGGCACUCGGGUUAUGUAUGGUAAAAGGUCUCCUCUGCCCUAACUAACAGGAGGAGUAUCAUACAUGGGAAUAAUUUUGUUUGGUGUCCAUUUUCCCUUGGGGAAUUUUCGGAGGGUGUAUGGCUACUGCUUGUUCCCUGUGUUGUACUAUUUCGGGGAAUGCACGCACUAGUCGAAAGGAGGCAUUAUUUCCCUCUUGUUGUGGUUGUUGACCAUACUUGGGGGGUGGGGACGUCGCGUAUUUGGCAUAGGAUAAGGGCCUUGCCCGGAGUGAGCUUUGCUUUGUACGCUAGUCUAGGCAGCGUGCGGUGGGCGGCGAGACGUCUUUCGCAUGUGAGCAAGAGCAACAACCCCAUGAUGCGGGGGGGGCAUACUGGGUGGUUGCUGUUAGCGUGGCUUCGAUUUUGUUUGCUUCUGGGCCUGCCUGAUUGUAUCUUUUUUUUCGUGUUUCGAGCCAUUUCAUCAACAUCGUAAUCAAGUUACUAGUCGACAAUCUUUGUUGCCGGUCUUUCUUGUUGCCUACACAGGACUCCCUGCUAAAGACGCACGCUGUUGUGGUUGUUCGCCUGAACCAGGUGGGGUUUUGGGCUGCUUUUUUUUGGGGGGGGGUGGGGGGGCCUUCUUUGAGAACCCUUGCAUGCGGCGUGCAAGAGAGGAUGUUUUCUUUUUGUAGCGCAGCCGAGUGUACCGAGUAUUUUGCACAUCAAGGUGGUAAAAUUGUUUCAUGUGCUGUGUGACGCCAGAUCAAUGUCUUUGGGGGAAGAAAGGCAAUGCCGUAGGUAUUCAUGCGGGGGUGGGUAGGUUGGCGAGCGGCGGUCAGCGAGCUGGAUGACAAGAAAGAGUGAGGGAUGUCCGUGUUGCGGUCUACAAUAAUAAUCUUCUUAAGCACACGGUACAGACGCUACAGCUAUCACGAUUUCCAGGCUCAAAAAGCCUGUGUGUAAAGGCAAAGCAGCAGCAACGCGAUACUACUGUUGGAGCUGUCGCUGCCGAACGAGUGUAGUGCAUUUGUUGUUCUUUCUUGUUGGUAUCGGGGUGGGGGGAUGCAGAGAGACAAAGAGGAGGCAGCUGUGGAAGCUGAAUUCCUUCUGUUUGAUCUUCGUUUGGUUCAUGAUGUGGUUCAUUUUAAGGGGGGAGGACGGUAGGAAGGUAGCUGCCAUUGCCUGCAUGCAGACCUAUUUUCCUGUCCACCGGUAAAGAUUGUCCUUGAUUUUUUCCUUCUUUUUUCAUGGGAGCUUGCCAUUGCUUUUGCUUUAACGUUUCUUUCGCGCCUACUACUGCACUUUUCUAGUACUAUUUAUCAUUCAUUCUGUUUUCUUACAUUUGUUAUGCCUUUCGUCUCACUUGCGUAUGUCACGGCCGUACCAUAGAGAACUAGCCAACAGAGUAGACUGAAGAGGUGCGAUAAUUGUACCACGUUAAUUUAUGCCACGAGCUGGGGUCAAGGGGUAGGUAGGGCUUAUCUGCUGGAUGCUGAAUCUCGCGGUGUUUUUGCUUCAUUUUCGAAAGCGCCACCAUCAGGUUGG
This is a messenger RNA of Ectocarpus sp. CCAP 1310/34, 3564 nucleotides long. The record is from the annotation of a GenBank genome assembly. NCBI's taxonomy places the organism in Eukaryota, Phaeophyceae, Ectocarpales, Ectocarpaceae.